This is a messenger RNA of Canariomyces notabilis, 1737 nucleotides long. RefSeq lists its product as uncharacterized. The transcript is spliced from 3 exons. The record is from RefSeq and is a predicted model, not a curated record. The annotation marks the transcript as partial. Lineage: Eukaryota; Fungi; Ascomycota; Sordariomycetes; Sordariales; Chaetomiaceae.
GCCGAGAACAUUGCACUCUUAUCUAUCCUGUCUCGAGCUCCUACUCCUUCACAGGGCAACCCCCGGCCGUCCACGGAGAAGGAUGCUGGACGCCUGCUGUCCUUCAGGCAAGAGCAACGCUUGGCCGAGGUUCUUGCCUUUAUCUCAGGAAUAUCAGAUGACCCGACACGCGUUGUGGCCCUCUGUGUUGAGGAAUUGGCCAUUGGAAAGGGAAUUCGAGUCGUUAUUGCUAUUAAUAAAACCGGUCCGGAGUCUGGAAGCGACAUCUUACAGCGCAUCCAAAACGGGCUCAAGAACCUAUUCAGCCACCUUGCCCAAGUCAAUGACGAAAACUCGGCAAUGGUCGAGCCGCAAAUUCUGAAUGCUAUCUCAGACAUGUGCGAGAAUCGGAUCUUGGGUCGUAUUAGCUCAAAGAGACUGGGCGCAGAUUACGGCAAGCAAGGCAAGACCUUUCUCGGCACAGCGAUCCAGCAAGCCGCCGAUGCUGUCCGAAAAUACGGCGACAAGAAAAGAUUCGGACCGGCGAUUGAAAAGUUCCUCCGGGAUGCUGCGGGUCUGCAGCGGCGUUUGACCAGGUUAGAGGCCUGCGAAACGGGAGACGUGCCAUCACAUAUCGGGGAGGUUAUUCGCGCCUGUCAUCAACUCAACAAAACUACCAAUUUUGACGAAUUCUUCUCAGGGAUCACUACAAGGCAACUGGAUCCAAGCUCGAAAAAAUACCUUACCACCCGUUUGAGCAAGCUUGCCAGGUACCAAGAGUGCUUCCUGUACCUGCUCAAGUCCGCUAAAGCGUAUGGGAUUUUCGAGCAAGUAGACGUCACUGCAGUCUCCCCUGAGCCAGAGUUCUUCAGCAAAUUCAAUCUGCCUGCAAACCGCAGCCUCACUGGUUGUCUUUCACGAUGCCAGAAUGGGGCUUCGGUUAUUUUCGGAGCUAAGGCGAUUAGUAAAAAGCUGAACUUGAAGCUAGAUAUCAUCACGCGGGAAUUUACAUCAACAAUCGAGAAGGUCCAACAAGGGUCGCGGGUCCAUGCCGAAGUGCAAAUCGUCUCCCACUACGAGCUCCAUCCCGCUGCCAAAAUGCCACGGAUCAUAUGCUCGAGCAAGAACGCGUGUUAUCUAUGUAACCUGUUCAUUCAGCUUCAUGGCGCAUUCUACAUUCCAAGGACUCAUGGCAAUCUGUAUUUCCGCUGGCGGAUGCUAUCAAUCCCAUCACUAUCCCAGCUCCAGGCCCAGCUCAACAGUGCCUUAGAGGCCCGAAUAAGGGUCGCCCUCCAGAGUAUCAUGGCCGCUUCAAACCCGAGACGAGUGCUCGCCCCAAACGAGAACGAAAGUGCCAUCUUCCCGUUCUCUCGGUCUAUGUCCUUGGUGGCUAGUUCUCUGCUGUUGUCUCAGGCAGCAUCUAAGCGCAACUCGGCUGGCACAUCGACAGAUGAACCGCCAGCAGAACAGGAGACUCAGCCAAGUUCCCCUGAACUACCACUACAGCCUCUGAAGCCCGCGCUGAGGCCUGAAUCAAAUAACAUGACCCAGCCCAUCCCCGCAAUCCCUCUCCAAACCCAACUAUCACGCCCUCCUCUCCCGGUCCCGGUGUCUCCUACCCACCAUCGCCCUCACCUGGACCUCAGAUCCUGCUCACCCCUGACCAACCCACCUCAUUCCUCAUCCUCCCCACCGCCACCACCACCGGUAGCAGUAGCAGGAGCAGUAGCACGAACAUACCCACCUACACCAAGGCCU